AUGCACUUUUCUUUUGCUAACAAGCAUUCCAAUGUCGAACAAAUAAAAAUUGUUUUCCAAAGUUCAUUGAAUGUUAUUAUUAAACUUUUUUUUUUCUGGACAAACCUCAUCGCCCUCGUUUUUUUUCCCUUCGGAUAUAUUGGCCACUUUUUCCGCCAACCUGAUUCGAAAAGACUUUCCCCUGACGCCGGUACAGCAAGAUUUGUGGGCGGGCUUUUUAAUAUUUUCAAUGCUUCAGCAUGUUUUCCUUUCUUUCUCGCCUGUUUAGACAUACAAUUUUCUUCUCAUAUUUUACUGCGCUUUUUUAUUAUUUGUUUUUCUAGCUUCAUGUCUUCUUUCAUUUCAUUUCCUAUUUCAUUAUUUCUUCACUGUAUUUUUUCUUUCUUUCUUGAAUUCUUUUUCGAAACCUUUCUUUCUUUCCCUUUCUAUUUCUUUUUAUUCUUUCUUUUUUCCUUGUAA
Molecule: messenger RNA, 459 nt
Organism: Acanthosepion pharaonis
Lineage: Eukaryota; Metazoa; Mollusca; Cephalopoda; Sepiida; Sepiidae
Source: the annotation of a GenBank genome assembly